UCUCUCCUAUGCGUCUCUCUUUCUCUAACCUUUAUUAUUGCUCAAGCUUUAAACUUCGAGCGGGAGUCUUUAGAAUAAGAUUUGGUAAAAAUUUUGUAAAUAAAAGCUGGAGAACUCACCAUGUACUCUUCGUAGCGGAAGUCUCGGAUUGAAAAUCGGGCACAAUUUGUCUCCGAAAUCAACUCUUCUUCAUUAUUUGAGAAGAGAAGGCUGUGAUGAAUCUAAUUCCAGCAUCGUGGAAGAUACUAUGGGAUGUGUGGGAUGUUCGGAUGCUGGUUCUAUUUAGUCUCACUUUACAAAUCAUUAUUUUUGUCUUUGGCAAACGUAGAAAGAAUAUGGCGUCACAAUGGAUUAAUGUGAUUGUUUGGUUGGCCUACAUAAUGGCCGAUUCAGUGGCAACUAUUGCCCUCAGCAAGCUCUCAGAUACCCAAAAUAAUAUUCCUAAUCCUAAUAAUGCAUUACAGGCAUUAUGGUCACCCUUACUUUUAUUGCAUCUUGGUGGCCCAGAUACUAUAACUGCUUUUUCAUUAGAAGAUAAUCAAUUGUGGAUAAGGCACUUUUUGGGCAUGGGUAUUCAAGCUACUGUGGCAAUUUAUGUCAUUGUUAUGUCUUGGAGGCAUUUCUGGUUUUCAUUUAUGUUAGUUCCCGCAUUCGUGGCUGGAAUUAUUAAGUAUGGGGAGAGAACAUGGGCUCUUAAGUUAGCAUGCCGGGAUGGGUUCAGAAGCUUUGUACCCUUUUCUCUUGAUCUAUAUGAUCUAUACAAACGUAAACCUGCUCGCCUUAUCAAACAAGAUGAGAGAGAUGAAUUUUUAGGUAUGGCCUGCAUACUGGUGGAGAGAUUUAAAAAUUAUAUAGAGAAUUAUGACAUUGGUAGAUAUGCAUUCAUGCCACGGUAUCCUAACAAAAUAUUUCUGAAUGCAAUGAAUCUGGGUGAUGAUACAUAUAUUGGGGAUAUAUUGGAGGUUGAAAUAGGGCUCAUGUACGAUUUGUUAUACACAAAAGCACCCAUAACAUUUACCAAGAGAGGGUGCAUUUUUCGCUCUAUCAGCUUCAUGUGUACGGUGUCUGUGUUGGUAGGACUCUUCCAGCUUAUCGCCAUGGAAGCGAAGUGGCACAAGCAGCACUACUCCAUGGUUGAUAUUAUCAUCGCAGGGGUAUUAUUGGUCGGAGCUCUAGCUUUGGAGAUUUAUGCAGUCAUUUUGUUAUUAUUCUCUGAUUGGGCGAUGCUUUGGCUAAUUAAGUGCGGCAGAGGCAAAUGGGCAAUCCAAUUGUUGCAGAAAUUUCCUUGGUUUUUUGAAAAGAAGAAGUGGUCUAAAAAUAUGGGGCAAAUCGAUCUAUUCGAAGAGGAAAACAAGCGUCCAAAAUGGUGUAGAAUACUUGAGUGGUUGGGGAUUCAGGACGAGUUCCAAAGGCACAUGCAUAGUAUCCCUCCGACGCUAUAUCCUAUGAUUAAACAAUUUAUUUAUCGUGCCGCAAACAACUCGAUUGACCUUGGGAGUCUUGAGGGGUUCUUUGGCUCUAUAGCUUUUCAUGACCAAAUUAUUAUUAUGCACUUCAUAACAGAUAUAUUAUACGGUUUUUUUGAUGAUGCUAGUAAGUCAGAGUCAGAUUUAGAGUCGGCUACAGGCACUUCCGAAAAUAGUGCUAACUCAUGUGGACAUCAUGAUGACAAGGAAACAUGCAAAACUCUAUCAAAUUACAUGAUGUAUCUACUCCUCACCUGCCGUUCGUAGUUGCCCAUUGUUGUAUCGGAUAGGCAGUUGAUGGCUUACAUACGCAAUGCCCGUUUUCGUUUCAG
Messenger RNA from Camellia sinensis, 1798 nucleotides. NCBI's taxonomy places the organism in Eukaryota, Viridiplantae, Streptophyta, Magnoliopsida, Ericales, Theaceae. The record is from RefSeq and is a predicted model, not a curated record.